AUGGAACAGUACUCUUUGAUUCUAUGGGCUUUUCUCUGUUUAGCCACCACAGGUUCUAUUGGAGGACAUUCACCUCGUAGAGUUUAUAAAAAAAAUGACGGUAAAAUAGUAGGUGGUACUGAAACAACUAUACAAAAUUACCCCUACCAAGUGUAUCUGGUGCUCAAACAAGCUGGCUUAGAAGAUUACUACGAGUGCGGAGGGUCUAUUGCGACCCAGAGAUGUGUUCUCACAGCGGCACAUUGUAUCACCGGCAAAGAGUCAGUAACGAUAAGGGUUGGCAGUACAAAUACAACAAGUGGAGGCACUACCUACAAAUCAAGGAUGCUUUUUAUGCAUCCUUUCUACAAUUCUACAACAUUUGAUUACGAUAUCGCCGUGAUUAGAUUGUUGAGACGAAUUACGAUUGAUGGUACUAAUAGCUCACUCGUCGACUUGCCUACAAGUAAUUGCACCGUGCCCGUAGGUACCAAUCUUACUGUAACUGGAUGGGGAGAUACAAGUGAAAAUGGUGAAGACAGCACAACUUUAAGAGCGGUUACUAUUAAUGCCGUGUCUUACGAUGAGUGCAAAAAGACGUAUUCAUACUUAACUCCUCGAAUGACGUGCGCUGGUGUGCCUGAAGGUGGUAAGGAUACUUGUCAGGGUGAUUCUGGUGGUCCAUUAGCUAUAACUGGAACGAAAUCACAAGUGGGAAUUGUGUCCCACGGAUAUGGAUGCGCUCGGCCAAACACACCUGGUGUUUAUACCAACUUGUGCAACCCUGAUAUACAGAAUUGGCUGAGGUUAAUGAGAUGUCUUUAA
Messenger RNA from Papilio machaon (common yellow swallowtail), 804 nucleotides. Its product is annotated as trypsin 5G1-like. The record is from RefSeq and is a predicted model, not a curated record. Gene Ontology annotation, molecular function: serine-type endopeptidase activity. The transcript has 5 exons. Gene Ontology annotation, biological process: proteolysis. Lineage: Eukaryota; Metazoa; Arthropoda; Insecta; Lepidoptera; Papilionidae. The coding region runs from base 1 to 804 and encodes 267 amino acids.